Messenger RNA from Labrus bergylta (ballan wrasse), 2197 nucleotides. The record is from RefSeq and is a predicted model, not a curated record. NCBI's taxonomy places the organism in Eukaryota, Metazoa, Chordata, Actinopteri, Labriformes, Labridae.
AUGACAGGUCCAGUGCAGGAUUCCCACAGGCUGUCUGUGAAAACAUGGACAGAGGAGGAGAGCGACCGAGCUGACAGCACACCAAGCAGAGCACAGUCCAUGUGUGAUGACACUUCAUCAGAGCUCCAGAGGAUGGUGGCCAAUGACAGAAGGGAUAUUAACUCCCAGAAUGGACGUGGUGCUCUCUCCAGGAUCGUCAACAUGGUGAUGACUCUCAGAGAAUGGGCACAGAAGAGUUUGGCAGAGGAGACGGAGCGGCCUGAUUCCUUCUUGGAGCGUUUCAGAGGCCCCGCCAACGCGGACCAACAAGCCCCGCCCAGCAGGUUCAGCCACACUGGCUCUGAUGUAGAUCAUGAAAUCAGGCGCUCCAGAUACAAGAAGAAGUUUAACGUCGUGGUCUUGUCCCCUUCUGAUGAUGCAUACUACCACUGGUUGAUGGUGAUCGGUUCUGCAGUCUUCUAUAACUGGACCCUACUAGUCGUCAGAGCCUGUUUUGAUGAACUCCAGAUGGAGAACGUGUUGGUGUGGUUGGUUCUGGAUUACCUCUGUGAUGGAGUCUAUAUUCUCGAUAUAGCGGUCCGUCUUCACACAGGUUUCUUGGAUCAAGGGUUGAUGGUGAAAGAUGUGCGGCGCCUGAGAGAAACCUAUGUUCGAACCUUUCAGUGUAAGUUUGACAUUUGCUCCAUCCUUCCAACUGACCUCCUGUACCUGACUGUGGGAAUCAGCUACACUCCUCUGCUUCGAUUCAACCGGCUCCUGCGCCUGCCUCGCCUGUUUGAGUUGUUUGAACGUACUGAGACGCGGACGGGCUACCCCAACGCUUUCCGCAUCUGUAAACUGGUUCUGUACAUCCUAGUCAUCAUCCACUGGAAUGCCUGCGUAUAUUACAGCUUCUCCAAGGCGCUGGGACUGGGCUCAGACUCUUGGGUUUAUCCCAAUGCAUCAGAUCCUGAGUUUGGCUCCCUGACCAGAAGUUACAUAUACUGUCUGUACUGGUCCACCCUCACGCUGACCACCAUUGGAGAGACACCUCCCCCUGUUAGAGAUGAGGAAUAUUUGUUCCUGAUAUUUGACUUCCUGGUUGGUGUUCUGAUUUUUGCCUCCAUUGUUGGAAAUGUUGGAUCCAUGAUUUCCAAUAUGAACGCCACUAGAGUAACCUUUCAGAGCCGUGUAGACACCCUGAAACACUACAUGCACUUCAGACAUGUAAGCAAGGGUCUGGAGCAGCGCGUCAUCCGCUGGUUCGACUACCUCUGGACCAAUCAGAAGACAAUAGAUGAACAGGAAGUGCUGAGGAGUCUGCCAAAUAAACUGAGAGCCGAGAUCGCUAUAAAUGUUCACCUGGACACACUGAAGAAGGUACGUAUUUUCCAGGACUGUGAGGCAGGCCUCCUUGUAGAACUGGUGUUAAAACUUCGACCACAAGUCUUCAGUCCUGGAGACUACAUCUGUCGAAAGGGAGAUGUGGGGAAGGAGAUGUACAUAAUCAAAGAUGGCCAGCUGGCAGUGGUGGGGGAGGAUGGAGUCACCCAGUUUGCAGUUCUGACUUCAGGCAGCUGCUUUGGAGAAAUCAGCAUCCUGAACAUCAGUGGCAGUAAGAUGGGGAACCGACGUACGGCCAAUAUCCGCAGCCUGGGAUAUUCAGACCUCUUCUGCCUUUCCAAACAAGACCUGAUGGAAGCGCUUCAGGAGUUCCCCCACGCCAGGGCCCAGCUGGAACAAAGGGGGCGGGACAUCCUGCAGAAGGAGGGGCUUCUGGAGGAAAUAAACGUGUCUGCAGGGGAGGAGCUGGAAGAGAAGGUGGAGAGGCUGGAAACCAGUCUGGACCGGCUACAGACAUGUUUGGCCCGUCUGCAGAGUGAGUUUAAUUCUUCCCAGCUUCGUCUGAAACAGCGACUCACAACCCUGGAACACAGCACCACCACAGCAGUGACAGGAAGUGGCUUCCUGUCAGACGCCGAUGGCAACGAGAGUGUUUCUGGUGGUGACGGUGUUCGCAGUGAAAUCAACAUCCGGCUCUGAAGGACAUAUUCUGAAUAUGGAAAUAUCUGGAGAAGCAUAGAGCAUUGUUAUUGUCACAACAAAGCUACUGUGUUGCUUUGAGUUUGAAUAAUUCAUUAUUUUUCAUUCUGUAAAGGAAGAACGUGCAAUGUUGAUCCAGUAGAUGUCGCCCCUUAAGCACCAGCAUGAAACCAAA